AACCGAAGCUGGCUUCUAUGGAUAUGAUGAGUCUCAAUUCGUAAAUCCGAACACAUGGUCUUUAAAACAUAUCGCCCAGUACAGACUUCUAUAAGUGUUUGGCUAAAAAAUUCCUUACUUACUCAUCAGAUUAUUUUCUUGUUAUUAAUGGGAAUUCUUGUGGGUCUAUCAUGUUGGCUACUAAUUUGGACAUCUCGGUUUUCUGACUUCGAAAUUAUCAUGAAGUCCUAUUACUUUUCUUCCGGAAAGCUUGUAUUGCUUAUUUCAUCUAUAUUUGGGGCUGGAGUGGCUGUUUUUGGAUACUGCAUUUUCAACGUUGAUAGUCCUACUUUGUUACUAAUUGUAAGUUUUGCUUCAAAACUUACUCAGAAAGCACAUAAUUAGCAACUUUAUCCUUAUUUGGGCGUUUCUGUCAGUAAGCGUUUGUGGAUUUUUGCUAUUACUGGAGGUGGUAUCUUAUUGAUAAUUAUGUACACUUUUCUAGUUGGACAUAGAAUUACCAGGUAAAUUUACAUCAGCGAUAACGAAAUAUUAUGGCAUAAAUAUGUCAAUUCGUCGAAAUAAGGAUUUGACUGCUGCAUUAAAUGAGAUUCAAUUCAAAUUUAAGUGUUGCGGUACGCAUGGUGAAAAAUCAAGUAAUUAUUCAUGGUUUAUUUAUAGAGGGUCAAGCACGUGGUUUUACAUUACACAAGAGCUAGGUCUAAAAUCGACGGCCCAAUACGUUCCAGAAAGUUGUUGUGUUUUAAAAAGUCACAAUCUUCAAUUCAAUUCUUUCUCAGAAAUUCAGUCGCAAAGUGGUGUUUUCCUAGACAGAGAAUUAUGUAUUGGUUAUAAGUCACUUACAACAAGAGACGAUAUUGCACCUCGUAUUGAUAAUCCAUUAUAUACCACUAGAAGUAAUACAUAUCUAUAUGAAAAGGGAUGUGUAACGGUAGUCAGACAAGAGUAUCAACAAUAUUCUAUCAUGUUAGCUGCUUCAGGCACAACUGCUCUGGUGCUAUCUAUAGUUGGAUUUAUUCUGUCACUGGUUCUACUAUUCCAUAUUGAAUAUCAACAGUUUGUUAGAAUUUCGACGGACUGGAAUAUUAAUACUAGUACAAUUAAUAUACAGUCAUCUAUACAAGACAAUAUCAGCACUACAUCUAAACAGUUAUCAGAGAAUGAAGUGUUAGUUAAAGCCUAAAAUAUACCUAUUGAAUUACAUUA
Messenger RNA from Schistosoma haematobium, 1206 nucleotides. RefSeq lists its product as uncharacterized. Gene Ontology annotation, cellular component: membrane. The coding region runs from base 545 to 1183 and encodes 212 amino acids. The record is from RefSeq and is a predicted model, not a curated record. The transcript is spliced from 6 exons. Lineage: Eukaryota; Metazoa; Platyhelminthes; Trematoda; Strigeidida; Schistosomatidae.